This is a messenger RNA of Indicator indicator, 2671 nucleotides long. Its product is annotated as phosphatidylinositol-binding clathrin assembly protein-like. Gene Ontology annotation, cellular component: clathrin-coated pit; clathrin-coated vesicle; extrinsic component of presynaptic endocytic zone membrane. NCBI's taxonomy places the organism in Eukaryota, Metazoa, Chordata, Aves, Piciformes, Indicatoridae. The record is from RefSeq and is a predicted model, not a curated record. Gene Ontology annotation, molecular function: clathrin heavy chain binding; phosphatidylinositol-4,5-bisphosphate binding; 1-phosphatidylinositol binding. Gene Ontology annotation, biological process: clathrin-dependent endocytosis; synaptic vesicle budding from presynaptic endocytic zone membrane; clathrin coat assembly. The coding region runs from base 1 to 2067 and encodes 688 amino acids. The transcript is spliced from 22 exons.
AUGAUGUCGGGGCAGUCGAUCACCGACCGCAUCACGGCGGCGCAGCACAGCGUCACUGGCUCGGCUGUCGCCAAAGCUGUCUGCAAGGCGACGACCCACGAGGUGAUGGGCCCCAAAAAGAAGCACCUAGACUAUCUAAUACAGUGCACAAAUGAAAUGAAUGUGAAUAUUCCACAGUUGGCAGACACACUCUUUGAGAGAACUGCAAACAGUAGCUGGGUUGUAGUCUUCAAAGCUCUAAUUACAACACACCACCUCAUGAUGUAUGGAAACGAGCGCUUUAUCCAGUAUCUUGCAUCCCGAAACACUCUGUUCAAUUUAAAUAACUACCUGGACAAAAGUGCCAUGCAGGGCUAUGAUAUGUCUACCUUCAUUAGGCGAUACAGCAGAUACUUGAAUGAAAAAGCACUUUCAUAUAGACUUGUAGCAGUUGACUUCACCAAAAUGAAAAGAGGGAUAGAUGGAGUGAUGAGAACCAUGAAUGCUGAAAAGCUUCUGAAAACCCUCCCAAUCAUACAGAACCAGCUUGAUGCACUCCUUGAUUUUGAUGCAAAUCCAAAUGAACUAACAAAUGGUGUUAUAAAUGCUGCCUUUAUGCUCCUCUUUAAAGAUUCCAUUAGACUUUUUGCAGCAUACAAUGAGGGGAUUAUUAAUCUUUUAGAAAGAUAUUUUGAUAUGAAGAAGAACCAGUGCAAAGACGGCUUGGAUAUUUACAAAAAAUUUCUAGCCAGAAUGACCAAAUUAUCAGAGUUCCUCAAAGUAGCAGAGCAAGUUGGAAUUGAUCAGGGUGACAUUCCAGAUCUUACUCAGGCACCCAGCAGCUUGCUUGAAGCACUGGAACAGCAUCUGGCUUCUGUGGAGGGAAAGAAAACAAAAGAAGUCUCUGCUGCCAGCAGAGCUAGUGCCCUAUCCAGUGCAGUUUCCACACUUGCCAAUACAGGAAUGUCGUUUAGCAAGAUGGAUGAAAAAGAAAAGCAACAGGCGUUGGAGGAGGAGCAAGCUAGACUGCAGGCACUUAAGGAGCAGCGAUUAAGAGAGAUUUCUGUAGUAUCAAAUUCCACUUCCACAUCUGCAUCCCCAAGCACCUUGUCAGGAAAAAGUAUGAAUACCACUGUAGCUGUUGACCUCUUUGCAGUACCAGCACCCACAACAAAUAGCAUGCCCAACCUUUCUAGUGAUCUUUUUGAUCUUCAGCCUGCAUUUGUUCCAACCGUUCAGAGUACUCCAGCUAUAUCAACAUCAGCAAGCAGUGCUUGGGGAGGUCCUUUCUCGUCCUCAAAUGGUUGUGUUGGUUCUCCACCUCAUCUGGACAUCUUUGACAUGAAGCCAGUUGAAGAAGCUGUAAAAUCUACCACUCCUUUCAUCAAUUCUACUUUUUCCUCCAAACAAACGGUGGAACUGUUUAGUGAUGACUUUAGUGGUCAUAAACCUAGAUAUGCUUCUGUGUAUCAUCCUCUGACUGUUGAUGGUUUUCCCCUUCAUUCAGCUCCUCCAGGUACCACCUCUUCAACAAUUAAUGUGGACUUCGAUGCUGUUUUUGGAGGAAAAUCUACAACACCAGAGUACAGGACUACAAGUGCUUUUAACUUUCUAGAUGAUGUAUUGCAACCCACUGUGCCACUGCAGAGUCAAAGAACCACCGUAGUCAACCAACAAAGUGGAAAAAUUUUGGCAAAUGACCUUGAUUCUUCACUUGCUAACCUAGUGGGAAAUCUUGGCUUUGGUGGCACUCCGUCCAAAAAAUCGGAUAUGCAGUGGACCCAGCCUACAGAGAAAAAACUUACUGGUGGAACAAACUGGCAAGCAAAAACAAGCACAUCAACCACAUGGAACCCUACUCCCUUACCUACAAUCCCACAUAGGAAUGGAGUACACUAUGCUGCAUAUGUACCUGCUCCUAUUGCAUACCCAUUGACCACACCUCAAGUGCCUGUAUAUGGAAUGGUACCUCCUCAGGUUGGAGCUGCUCCUUUGAUGGCACCUCAGUCCAUGAUGUAUACGCAGCCUGGUCUAAGGCCAACAAAUCCUUUUGCACCUGUUUCUGAAACUCAGAUACAGUUUCUGUAGAGCCACCAAAGCAGCAAGAUGUGAGAACAACCAAAUACCGGUAAAAAAAAAAAAAAGACUGAAAGUCAAUCUUUCCAUGAUGUAUUCCUGAACAGGGCAACUCCCUCUUCCCUGUGUUAUACAAUAUUAUUUUGAAUUGCAGUGCUUUAGAGAUUCUUGUUUAUAACAGUCACUGCAAUGUGAAGUCAUGUGUGUUCACUGAUAGAGUUGUUUGGGUUUUUUUUUAAACUACUCAGCAGAAAAGUGUAUUUUACUGAGCUUGACUCAGAGGGUACAAGCUGGAUUAUCAUCUUCAAAGCUGAGAAGAGGGGUUACAUGAUUGGUCUACAACCUUAUUCAUCAGUGGAUUAGUUUAACUGAGGAUGUCAAAGCUCUUUAUGUUCUCCAUAAAUUCUGUGGCUGUUGUAACCAAGACACAAAGCAAAUGAAGUUGAGCAAUAAAAUUUUCAUGUGCUCUAAUAAAUACUCUGAUAAAGCAAUGCUUGCAUUACCGUAAGGCAAAUAUUGUGUGAAAUCAGACAGCUUUUUCACAUUAGAAUAGCUUAUAGCAACUUGCAAACUUUAUGAUGUGAGUUUGAAAUGCUGUGAAUCAACAAAAUAUAUA